Messenger RNA from Daphnia carinata, 1492 nucleotides. RefSeq names its product dynein axonemal assembly factor 10-like (gene Wdr92). The transcript has 7 exons. Gene Ontology annotation, molecular function: ubiquitin binding. NCBI's taxonomy places the organism in Eukaryota, Metazoa, Arthropoda, Branchiopoda, Diplostraca, Daphniidae. Bases 112 to 1176 code for a protein of 354 amino acids. The record is from RefSeq and is a predicted model, not a curated record.
GGUAGCGGUCUAAACAAAAUUGCAGUCAGCAUAAGGAUUUUCGUUUAUGUUGUUCCACAAAUCAGCGGUGGUUGAUUGAUACGCGCACGAUUGCGUGAUUUAACGUUGAAAAUGACGAAUUCGAGAAUCCUUGUUUUAAACGAGAAACCCGUGAAUUUUACACUCUUUUGUGUCAGAUGGAUCCCGAGCAGUGCUCGACUAGUUGUUUUAGGUUCCCAUCCAAGGGGAACAGGAGUGUGGCAAAUAUAUAACCUUUGCAAAGGAGUACCUGAGCUUAUUACUGAAGUUGAAAAACCUUUUGCCUUGAAAUGUGGAACUUUUGCAGCAUCGUCAUUUGAAAACCGGUUAAUGGCCACUGGAGAUUUUAAUGGGAAUCUGAAUCUUUGGGACUUGGAGAAACCAAACACUGCAGUUUACUCAGCUAGUGCUCACACUUCAAUCAUUAAUCAUAUUGAUGGAGUCGGUGGUGUCAAUGUUGGAAAGGGAGCAGCUGAAUUAGCUACCUGCAGUAGGGAUGGUUGUGUUAAAAUUUGGGAUGUACGCCAAAAGGAUCGUCCAGUCGCGAUUCUUGAGCCCGAAGAAGGUCAAACCCGGCGUGAUUGCUGGACCGUAGCCUUCGGGAGUGCAUAUAAUGCUUCAGAAAGGCUUUUGGCCGCUGGAUUUGAUAAUGGUGAUUUAAAAAUCUUUGACCUGAAGACAAUGAAAGUUCAGUGGGAAACCAAUGUUGGAAAUGGCAUAUGUAGCAUAGAAUUCGACCGUAAAGAUAUCGAACCGAACAAGUUGAAUGUCUGUACUUUGGAUUCUCGAAUUUUUGUCUUUGAUUUGACCACCAAGCAUCCUACUAAAGGCUACGCUUUUACUCGACAAAAAGCUCAUAAAUCUACAGUUUGGAGUGGUAACCAUUUGCCUCAGAACCGCGAUGUCUUUAUGACUUCUGGCGGGAAUGGAUCGCUUUGUUUAUGGCAAUAUGAAUACCCGUCAAAAAGGAGCGCUAAGGCGUCUGAUGGUGCCCUUGAGGGUAUUGCUGGUAACCUGAAGCUGAUUCAUGAAGUUGGAGUAGCUGAGCAACCUAUAACGUCUUUUAGUUGGAAUGCCGAUAAACUGGGUUUGGCAGCCAGCACGAGCUUCGACCAGACUUUGCGAAUCCUUGCAGUCACAAAACUUAACUGCCUUUGAUUUGCUCAAAGCCCUAAUUCACAAUUUGCAGUUGUCUGGAAUUCAUUCAUUCUGGAAUUCAGGUGUAUGAAACGUCUUGUCAUUUGGAGGUAAUCUCUGAACAUUUCGAAAAUUUUUGUGAAACAAACCUAACAAUGAUCAUGGACAUUGGUACAUAUGGUUUCCAUCCUGUUUGUAAUUGGGAAGCUGUAGAAGUCAUUUACUGAUCAGGCUUCAUGAUGUUUAAUCUUAUUAUGUUUUUCUUUAUAUUUAUGAGUUUAAAACGGGCUGGCCAUUUUCUGCCAAAAAUGAUUUGCAAUAAAACCAAUAAAACAUC